AUGAACAGUGUUAUUCACAGCGAUCCUCUCUCUGCACCGCAUCUACUCGUGAACCGCCUCUCGCCUUCACGAUCAGACACGGGCACCUCUCAAAGCAUGUCCGGCCGCAAAAGGAAGGCCUCGGAAGAGCCCGCAGAGCAUGACCGCAUGUCAACGUCUCCAUCCGCCUCGCCCUCCGUCUCCAAUCGCCUCCUAUCCCCAUCGACAUCAGGCCGAAGUGUGAAGAGAAGCCGCACCGGCAGCGCCGUAGGGCGGCCGCUCUCACUCCCACGCCUGCUCCAGACGCUCUCCGCCGAGGACAUGAGACAACUCCUCCAAAACGUGUGCGAUGAACACCCCGAGAUACAGCAGGAGAUUGUGGUGAAAGCACCGCGGCCCUCGAUCGAAUCUACACUCUCGGUGUUAAGCAAGUACGAGAAUGAGUUUCAACGAGCCUUUCCACUAGGCAACCGCCCGACCUCAGACUACGCAUACAAUCGAGUGCGGCACCAUCUCCUUCACAUUAUAGACGCCCUACGAGAUUUCACCCCUCAUUUCCUCCCUCCACACGAAAUGCAAGCAACGCUGUCUCUCAACUACCUGGAUGCCGCUACCACCAUGAUUCAUCGGUUACCCGACUGGGAUACUUUCCAACACCAACGUCACAAGAACGAUGCGUACGACGAGGUCUCCAAGGCGUGGGCGCUGGUCAUCAGAGAAGCGGCAAAAAGAGCCGGGGGCUUCCAUCUGCAAUUUGGUGGGUGGGACCAGAAGUUGAUGGAGCACAAUCAGAAGAGUGGCGGAAAGAUGGAAGAGGCAAUUAACGAGAUGCGCGCGGCGCUAGGAUUCAUGCAGACGGGCCAAGCAGUGUCUCCAACUGCGGGAGUGUCGGAAGAGAGGCUGAACAUACGCCAGCAGUUGUUUUCAGGGGCAUAUGGGCAACAAGGUGUAUACGGCGUCUGA
This is a messenger RNA of Neohortaea acidophila, 942 nucleotides long. RefSeq names its product tethering factor for nuclear proteasome STS1. Gene Ontology annotation, biological process: proteasome localization; nuclear protein quality control by the ubiquitin-proteasome system. The transcript is spliced from 2 exons. NCBI's taxonomy places the organism in Eukaryota, Fungi, Ascomycota, Dothideomycetes, Mycosphaerellales, Teratosphaeriaceae. Gene Ontology annotation, cellular component: nucleus. The record is from RefSeq and is a predicted model, not a curated record. The coding region runs from base 1 to 942 and encodes 313 amino acids.